AUGGAGUCUCCCCUUGCUGGAAACCUACAUUCUAUUCAGGAAAAGGUGAUUGAAGAACUUGUUCAAGGUCGUGGAUUAGCUGCCCAACUUCAGGUUAUCCUCCAUGAGUUAACCGGAUUUGGUAGAGGGUCAGCCACUGCUGAAGAUCUGGUAACAAGGAUAUUGAGGUCUUUCACGGAGGCUCUUUCAAUACUCAGCUCCAAUGAUUCCGGCAAGUUUCCUACAAGCUCUCCUUGUUGGAAUCACCGGAGGACUAGUGAGGAAAUUCCUACCUCGAAGGAUCAAAGUAGAAAGCGAGCUAAGAUAAGAAACAUGCAAGAGACAUGGACCAGGAUUACUUCUAUGCCCAUUGAAGAUGGCUAUGCUUGGAGAAAAUAUGGGCAGAAAGGGAUCCUCAAUGCCAAACAUCUAAGGUGCACCUACAGGUUUGAUCAAGGUUGUCAAGCAACCAAACAAGUUCAAAGAACAGAAGAUGAGACACCAAAGUUUUGGACCAAAUAUAUGGGCCACCACACUUGCCAAGAUGUCCUCAAGGCCUCAUUCAUCUUGGAUUCUACAGCUGAAGAGGAUGAGCUUCGCCGUGCCGCCGAGCGUCGUCGCCGCAAGCGCCGCCUCCGAAUAGAACCACCUCUCAACUCCCUCCGUCACACCCAGCCCCAACAACGUCCCAUAAACCCUAACCCUAAUCCUAAUGCCCCCAAACUCCCAGAAUCCGUCACUGUCCUCACCGGCAAUCGCCUCAACCUCCACAACCGAAUCCUUACCCUCAUCCGCCAGAACGACCUGGAUGAAGCCGCACUCCUCACUCGGCAUUCCAUUUACUCCAAUUGCAGACCCACCAUCUUUACUUGUAACGCUGUCAUGGCCGCUCUCCUCCGCCAAUCUCGAUACUCCGAUCUCCUCUCGCUUCAUCGAUUUAUCACUCAGGCUGGUGUCGCUGCUAACGUCGUCACCCACAAUCUCCUCAUUAACGCCUACUGUGAUUGUAGGAAAACUGAUACUGCUCUUGAACAUUAUAAGCAGCUUAUCAAUGAUGCCCCUUUUAAUCCUUCUCCUACUACUUAUCGCAUUCUUGUGAAGGGGCUUGUGGAUAACAACAAGGUUGAUCGGGCUGUAGAACUGAAAAAUGAGAUGCUUGAGAAGGGUUUCGCUCCGGACUCAAUUGUCUAUAAUCAUCUCAUGUUGGGGCUAGUGAAGAAAUUAGAUCCAGAUGGAGUUCUGGCUUUAUACGAGGAAUUAAAGGAGAAGCUAGGUGGUACCCAUGCCAACAAAUAUUAUACGAAGCCACUACGAAAUGCGGGUAUACGUCAUGUGGGCUUCGCAAGCAUGACGUUGUGUGAAUCGCCUGAAUGGAAAUUGGAUAUUGGAUAUUGGAUAUUGGAUAUUGGAUAUUGGAGGUUGAAUGAGCCACAGAGAGAGAGAGAGAAAGAGGCAUUAAUGGAGUCUGCCCUUGCCGGAAACUUAGCUUCUGUUCGGGAAAAGGUGAUCGGUGAACUUGUUCAGGGUCGUGAAUUUGCAGCCCAACUUCAACUUGUCCUCCAUGAUCUCACUGGAUCUGGUCAUGACUCGGCUACUGCUAAGGAUCUAGUAACUAAGGUAUUGAGAUCGUUCACAGAAGCUCUUACAAUACUGAGUUACACUGAGUCAGGCCAGGUUCCUGUAAGUUCGUCUUCUCGGGAUCAACAACCUAGAAAGCAAUCUAAGAAAAGAAACAUGCAAGAGACAUGGACCAGGAUUACUUCUAUGCCCAUUGAAGAUGGUUAUGCUUGGAGAAAAUAUGGGCAGAAAGAGAUCCUCAAUGCCAAACAUCUUAGGUGCUACUACAGGUGCACCUACAGGUUUGAUCAAGGUUGUCAAGCAACCAAACAAGUUCAAAGAACAGAAGAUGAGACACCAAAGUUCUGGACCAAAUACAGUGGCCACCACACUUGCCAAGAUGUCCUAAAUCAGGCUUCAUUCAUCUUGGAUUCUACAGCUGAAGAGGGUGUUUUACUCAAUUUUGGAUCAAACACCACAACCAAACAAGAGCCUUUUUUCUUCUCAUCAUCCUUCCCUUCAAGGAAGGAAGAACCCAAGAAAUCCUUUCCCUCAAUACAACAAGAAUACAAUCCAUCCUCAUCGGAUUAUUUUCCAUCACAGGAUCUAAUCAAAUGCAAAUCAUCCAUGCCUACAUCGACUUUGAAUUCGGACCAUGGGGAUGCUGUUUCAGGGAGUAGCAGCAGCAGCUCUUCUUCUAGCAGCUUCGACUUGGAUAUGGAGUUGAUUGAUUCUGUUAAUCUCAAUGAUGUAUUAUUUGAUGAAGAGUUUUUUUAGCCUCUAUAUAUGUAUUUGGUCGUUGCCUAUAAGAGAGAGAACAAAUAACGGUUCCAAAUACCUCUCCUUGGAGCUUAAGAAGCAAUCUCUGCACA
Molecule: messenger RNA, 2408 nt
Organism: Macadamia integrifolia
Lineage: Eukaryota; Viridiplantae; Streptophyta; Magnoliopsida; Proteales; Proteaceae
Exons: 8
Coding region: 1-2313 (770 amino acids)
Biological process (GO): regulation of DNA-templated transcription
Cellular component (GO): chloroplast
Molecular function (GO): protein binding; sequence-specific DNA binding; DNA-binding transcription factor activity
Source: RefSeq, a predicted model, not a curated record